This is a messenger RNA of Adineta ricciae, 906 nucleotides long. The record is from the annotation of a GenBank genome assembly. NCBI's taxonomy places the organism in Eukaryota, Metazoa, Rotifera, Eurotatoria, Adinetida, Adinetidae.
AUGCCCGCGACAACCGUCUUCAUAGAAUCUUGGUUUCUUCCCGUCGAAAUUCUUAAAACUAUAUGUACAUUUCUAACAAUUGUUUGUUGUACAAUAUAUUUAUGUAUUAUUCUGCUGGAUAAAACAUGCCAUACAUUACCAAUGAUCUUAACUGCGAAUACUUAUGCUUCAACGCUAGCUUUCGCAUGUUCUAUGCUUAGUACAAGUAUUGCUACUAUUGAACAUGAUUUGAAGUUAAUUUAUUAUCAAGAUCCACAAUGUGUUGGUAGAUGCUUUGCAAGUCAUGCUUCCGCAUUCUGGCUUAACUAUUCAUUUUCAAUCGAAGCUAUGUAUCGAUAUGUGAUUGUCAUGUAUCCGACUCGAUUAUACUUUCAAACAAUUAAAUUUCAUACAAUCAUCAUAUGUCUUUCAUGGCUAUGUGGUACUUUAUAUCCCGUGGUAUUUUUAUUUUUGGGUAGUAUCGUUUAUAACGUUGACAAUCAAAUAUGUCAAGUACCGCUUGGAUUGUCAUUUCCAAUGAUCUACGCUGCACUGGGUGUCUACCUCAUUCCAUUAACAAUGACCGUGUUUAUUUAUUUCCGAUUAGUGUGUUAUGUGAAACAAAUGAGUAAACGAGUAACACCAAUCUAUAUCAUAUCUCGUGCUCAACGAGAAUUGCGUAUGGUCCAACACACCAUUUUAACUUCUAUAUUGUUAAUUUCCCUUGGUGCUCCAUAUACAAUAUUUAUAGUCAUGUCAUUCUUUCACAGUGCGCCACAAUAUCAUUUCCGGUUGGCUUAUAUCUCAAUUGACAUCUCACUACUGUUAAUGAUGAUCGUUUUGUUCUGCUUUAACGAACCAUUGAAAACAGUUGUAAAGAAAAAACUCCAUCCACGGGCGAAUAUGGUAAUGGCUGUAAUCGCAUGA